Indicator indicator is the source of this 2177-nucleotide messenger RNA. It is a transcript of the gene NKAP, whose product is annotated as NFKB activating protein. Gene Ontology annotation, cellular component: nucleus. The transcript has 9 exons. The record is from RefSeq and is a predicted model, not a curated record. NCBI's taxonomy places the organism in Eukaryota, Metazoa, Chordata, Aves, Piciformes, Indicatoridae. Gene Ontology annotation, biological process: regulation of gene expression. The coding region runs from base 1 to 1092 and encodes 363 amino acids. Gene Ontology annotation, molecular function: chromatin binding.
AUGGCGCCAGCGUCCCGUUCCCGCAGCCCGCCGGCCUGCAGCCCUGAGCGCCGCGGCCGUAGAUCGCGCUCCCGGUCCCGCUCCCGUGAGCGUAACGGCCUGAAGCGCCCCAGCCACCGGCGGAGCCGCAGCUGGUCCCGCUCCCGCGAGCGCACCCCCGGCGGGCCGCGCUCCACCGCGCACCACGGCCACCACCACGGCAAGGCCUGGCCCGAGUACUACGAGAAAGAGAAGGAGGAGAUCCAGCGGCAGAGGAGACUCAAUGAGAGAGAGAGAAUUGGAGAACUGGGGGCACCAGAAGUCUGGGGACUGUCACCAAAGGUUCCUGACCCUGAUUCUGAUGAACAUACACCUGUAGAAGAUGAAGAGGCCAAAUCUAAGAGUAGUUCUUCAGAUUCCAGCUCAGAAGAAGAGAAAAAGAAAAGGAAGAAGAAAAGAAAGAAGAAAAAACAGAAAGCAUCCAAAAGAAAACGCAGAAAACAUUCUGAGGACAGUGACAGUGAGUCGGAGUCUGAGCAGAAUUCCAGUGAUGAUGAUAAAAAGAAAAGCAAGAAGAAGAAGAAAAAGAACAGAAAGAAGAAGUCUAAGAAAAAGAAAACUAAGAAGAGUAGGAAGGAAUCCAGUGAUUCAAGUAGUGAAGAUUCUGAUGAUGAAGCAUUUCAAGGGGAAGAUCUCUGGAUUGAGAGAUCAAAAAAUACCGAAGCUGAUAGCUUGAUUGGACCAGAAGCUCCCAAAACUCAUGCAUCUCAGGAUGAUAGGCCUUUGAACUAUGGACAUGCCCUCUUGCCUGGUGAAGGUGCAGCAAUGGCAGAGUAUGUAAAAGCAGGAAAACGAAUACCUCGGAGAGGUGAAAUCGGCUUGACCAGUGAAGAGAUUGCAUCAUUUGAGAGCUCUGGUUAUGUCAUGAGUGGCAGCAGACAUCGCCGAAUGGAAGCUGUGCGUCUGCGUAAAGAGAACCAGAUCUACAGUGCAGAUGAAAAGAGAGCUCUGGCAUCCUUCAACCAGGAGGAGAGGAGAAAACGAGAGAAUAAAAUCCUUGCAAGCUUUCGAGAGAUGGUCUACAGAAAGACUAAGGGCAAAGAGGAAAAAUAACUAUUUGAACUGUAUGCCAUAGCUCCUACAAAGCUGCAGCUAGCCUGUUCUGGUCAUGAUCUGAGAAAAACUGCAAGUGCUGCAGGGCCUUUCAUCCAUCAGGGCCAAGCUUCAGAAGUGGAUUACUUGUAUCAAGGAACCAGUUACUUUUGUCAGAUUGUUUUGGAUGAUUUGUUCACCCUCUGCAAGAAGUCCCUGUAAAUUGAACGCUUACAGGGCAGGGAAGGCAGGAGCAAGCAGGAAAGAUCAGAGGUGGCAAUGUUGUUCUGUGCUUGCUAUGAAUUGGACAAGCCCAAGGAUUCCAUGUGAGGGCUUCAUUACUUGACGCUGCCAUGUGCAAUUUUCCAUUUCUUGUCAUUAAUGAGAGUAGACUGGCCAUCAGAAGCAAGCUGCUAGUAACAGCAAAAACACGGGAAUUCCUAAGAUCCUGUGUAAGAUCUAAGACUAUCCACUUACAUAUUUUUUGGUAAGUCUUUUAGAUUUUUUUUUCUCAAAACAGUUGAGUUUGGCUUGUGGUUCAAACUAGACUUGUAAAUAGAAAGGAGUUUGUAGUUUACUACAGAUGGGCUUCAGUUACUCUAAGCAAGCAGAUUGCAAUCAGGGUAUAAAGUAGCAGUAAUAGUAAUAGGAGGAUCUGAUCUUCAGUCCACCAAAACCCAUGGUGAAGAGCUAAGCUGCUUGCUUCUUUUUCUCCUAUGUUAUACAUAGGUAUCAGAGCAGUGGGGUGCAGUGAUUGGGACGCCUGGAUGUGCACAGGCGGUAACAAGGAUGUAUCUUUGAUUUGUUUGAAAUUUUUUAUGUUCUAGAUUAAAACCUUAUUUUAACUCCUGUGACAUGACAUUUGGUCUGUUUCAGUAGUAUUACAUGCCUAUCUUUAAACUCUGUACUCAGGGGCCUACUACAGGUAGUGCUUCUGUGGUGGUAAUUUUUGAUUCAGCUCCAUAUUUCCAAACAGACUCUCCUUUUCCCUUUUUCUCGAAUGCUUUUAAAAACAAAGUGGAUUUUUUGGUUGGUUGGUUGGUUUUGGUAUUUGGUGUUUUGUUUUGUAUUGUUUUGGAGUUUGGUUUGGUUUGGUUUUUUGUUCC